AUGGUGGAGUCUGCCUGCCUUCAACAUCAUACAUCCACCACAAGAACAAAUAGAAAACCUGAUUGGUCUCAACUUCCUACCGACAUUUAUGAAGUGAUUUUAUCAAAAUUACCCUUGAGAAGCAUACUGCGCUGGAAAGCAGUUUGUCAUUCAUGCUAUAAUGUGACCAAAGAUAUCUUAGAGACAUCCACGUCAUUCACUUGGUUAGCUGAAGCCCCCUGGCUUCUUCUUUACCAAGAUAUUGAUCAUGACGAUUUGGAGGACGUUGACGAUGAUGCUGGUCAUGAUGAAGGGUCCCUUUUUGAGAAAAUUAUCGAGGAAGAAGAGGGCCUUAGCAUUGAUAGGGAAGAUACCCUCUUAAGGAGGAAGAAGAAGCCCUUUGUUUUUUAUAAUCUUGAAGGCAUAAAGUUUUCCAAGUCGAAGAACAGCAUACCUGAGGAGUUACACCAUGGUGCUUUCCUCGGAUCUUCUCAAGGUUGGCUGCUUUUCUUGAACAAGAAGCUAGAGUUUGUGCUCGUGAAUCCCUUGUUAUCUGGGACGUCUCAACUUUCACUCCCGCCGCUCUCUGAUUUUCCAGAUAUAAUUAACAUAACAUAUGAUCUUGAUGGCCCCAUAAUCACAGGCACCAUACGUGAAAGACAUUCAUAUCCUGCAAUAAGGAUUUUCACAUCCUUGGAGGAUUUUUGGAAAAGGUUCAGGACCAAAGUUGUAGUGUGUCCGCAGCCGACUUGCAGCAGCACCAGCAGCAGCAGGAGCAGGAACAACAUUUUUGGGGUCAUGAUCAUGUACUGUAUCGUCAAUAAUCCACGGCUUGCAGGAGAAUACAAUCUUGCAUUCUGCAAGACUAAUGGAGAUCUUACAUGGACAAAACUUGAUGAGCACAGAGGAGGUUAUACAGAUAUUAUGUGGAAUCAUAAUCAGUUGUAUGCCUUACGCAGCAAUCGUAGUACUGUUACAGUGUGGGAUUUUACGAAUUCCAUAUUUCCCAUUUAUAAGACUGAUAUUGAAGCUGAUGCAGGUGCAAUCCAAAGAACUGUCCAUCAUGAAUCAUACCGAACUUACAUAAUCAAGACAGUGGAAGGUCUGCUCCUGGUUUGGAGGACUUGGAGGACUAACAGCCCCGAUAGAUUCCAUGCGUUUAAGCUGGACUAUUCUGAUGGGAGCUGCAGAUGGAUAGAGGUCGAAUCAAUUGGGAAUAUUGCAUUGAUUUUGGAUUCGAACGAAUCUAUAUUAAUCUCACCCCAUAAUGCUCCAGGAUGGGAUAAGAAUUCCAUCUACUUCGUGCGUAAGUUACCCAACAAUGCACGUGGUUAUGGCUUAUAUGUUUUUAGUUUGCACAAGAAAGGAUCCAAAAAGGUUAAGAAAAAACUCCACACUAAUUUGCCAUAUGGUGUUACAACCCCAGUUUUUUUGGGUUGAUUCUGUUUAAGGGCUCUGGUUUUAGCCAUUUUUGUUGGAACAUUCGUGGUCAUGAUCAUUUGUUUCUUAGUUAUAUGCAAUGUCAUUAAACCUUUGUCAUCAAUUUUCUUGCAGUACUCAAUUAGAUCGCUUUGUUGUUUCACUAUGAAGUUGAAUUUGUUUAGUCAUUA
Molecule: messenger RNA, 1589 nt
Organism: Rosa rugosa (rugosa rose)
Lineage: Eukaryota; Viridiplantae; Streptophyta; Magnoliopsida; Rosales; Rosaceae
Exons: 2
Coding region: 1-1419 (472 amino acids)
Molecular function (GO): protein binding
Source: RefSeq, a predicted model, not a curated record